UGAUUGAACAUCUACUGCCCUUCCAGCAUUUCAAAUUCAAUCAAUGUUAAAAUCUGAUAGAUUUCUCACUGAAAAUAUACCUCAAAAAAGGUAUAUAAAUGAGUCCUAUGAAUAUAGACAAUCUAUAUACAAGUGUUGUGCUCUCCCCCAUAUUACAAAGACACAGACCUUAAUUAAUCCUAUUUGUGUCAGAUCUUACAGAUGAACC
Molecule: messenger RNA, 208 nt
Organism: Paramecium octaurelia
Lineage: Eukaryota; Ciliophora; Oligohymenophorea; Peniculida; Parameciidae
Source: the annotation of a GenBank genome assembly